AUGGGUGAAAUAGUUACAAGUGUUGACUUGAUUUGUUUGCCCAUGACAGGAAUUGAUGUGAUAAUUGACAUGGAUUGGUUGUCUGCCAAUAGUGUGAUGUUAGACUAUAAUAGGAAGAUGGUUUCAUUACCAAUGUACAUGACGGCCACAACAAACAAUGAGAUUGCACAGCUUGUAUCUAUUACUACUUCGGAGAAUCCUAAAUUCCUAUCAGUGGUACAAGUAGAGAAAUCAGUGAAAAAGGGACGUCAAGCCUUUAUAGUGUCAUGUUCAAUACACGAAGUGUAUGAUAGAGCAUUAGAUAAGAUUAGAGUUGUCAAUGAAUUUCCUGAGGUAUUUGCAGAUGAAGUGUCAGGAUUGUCAGUAGAGAGAGAGAUUGAGUUCUUAAUCAAUUUAGUACUUGGUACUAAGCCAAUCUCUAAGGCUCCAUAUCGGAUGGCUCUAAUAAAGUUGAAUGAGCUUAAGAGACAGCUAGAGGAGUUAUUGGAGAAGGGGUUGAUUAGACCUAGUGUUUCACUUUGA
Molecule: messenger RNA, 522 nt
Organism: Prosopis cineraria
Lineage: Eukaryota; Viridiplantae; Streptophyta; Magnoliopsida; Fabales; Fabaceae
Exons: 1
Coding region: 1-522 (173 amino acids)
Source: RefSeq, a predicted model, not a curated record